Aspergillus versicolor CBS 583.65 is the source of this 3387-nucleotide messenger RNA. RefSeq lists its product as uncharacterized. Gene Ontology annotation, biological process: intracellular calcium ion homeostasis; calcium ion transmembrane transport. The transcript has 6 exons. Gene Ontology annotation, molecular function: ATP binding; ATP hydrolysis activity; P-type calcium transporter activity. The record is from RefSeq and is a predicted model, not a curated record. Lineage: Eukaryota; Fungi; Ascomycota; Eurotiomycetes; Eurotiales; Aspergillaceae. Gene Ontology annotation, cellular component: membrane; intracellular membrane-bounded organelle. The coding region runs from base 48 to 3281 and encodes 1077 amino acids.
CAGAUCUGACAAGAAUGAUCUCGCCUCAACCGUAAGCUUGCUACAGCAUGGCCAGCAACUUGCUCGACCCUAAUGCCCUGCUGAGCCCACGCCAGCGGUCAGCAAGCGAAGCAGACACGGUCGUCUCCGCCGAGCCCUCGUUCUGCACCGGCGAGACCACCGCGGCGCCGAGUCUCGUCGUGCCCGACCCGAAACAAGCCCUCGAGCCAGACCCCGGCACCGAAGCCGACUUCCAUGUCGUCGAUAAUCCAUUCGACUAUAGCCCUGGCCAGCUGAACAAGCUGCUGAACCCAAAGUCGCUCGAUGCGUUCAGAGCGUUAGGUGGGAUCGAGGGGAUAGCUCGUGGCCUGCACGUUGAUAUCGAUGCCGGUCUUAGCGUGGAUGAGGAUGGACAGGCUUCUGCCGCCAGGACUCGAGUAUACGGGCGAAAUCAACUUCCGCCAAAGAAGCCAAAGUCGAUUUGGAGACUGAUGUGGAUUACGAUGCACGAGGCGGUCUUAGUCAUGUUGUUGGUGGCGGGUGUGAUAUCCCUUGCGCUUGGCCUGUACGAGACUUUCGGUGUGCAUAAGGAGGCUGGUAGUCCGACGUCUGUUGACUGGGUCGAGGGCGUUGCUAUUCUCGCGGCGGUAGUUAUUGUUGUCGUCGUCGCGUCGCAUAAUGACUGGCAAAAAGAAAAGGCGUUUGUCAAGCUGAAUACCAAAAAGGAUGAUAGAGAGGUGAAGGUACUCCGGUCUGGGAAGUCGAUGCUCAUCAAUGUCAGCGAUGUCGUUGUAGGAGAUAUUGUCUAUUUGGAGCCUGGAGACCUUGUGCCUGUCGAUGGUAUCCUUGUCAAUGGUCAUAAUGUCAAGUGCGAUGAAUCGUCUGCCACCGGUGAGUCCGAUGCGCUGAGAAAGACUGCCGGGCCACACGUUUUCGAAAUGGAGACGAAGAGUACAAAGGAGCCGGACCCUUUCAUCAUCUCUGGCUCGAGGGUUCUUGAAGGCAUGGGAACCUUCCUUUGCACCUCUGUCGGCGUACACUGCAGCUUCGGCAAGAUCAUGAUGUCAAUCCGGACAGACAUCGAGUCCACACCUUUACAGAAGAAGCUGGAAGGCUUAGCGGUGGCCAUUGCAAAACUCGGUGGUGGUGCAUCAGCGCUCAUGUUCUUCGUCCUCCUGUUCCGCUUCUGCGCCAACCUCCCUCAAGACCACCGACCCCCAGAGGAGAAGGCGUCCACCUUCGUCGACCUCCUCGUCGUGGCCAUUUCUCUUAUUGCCGUCGCCGUGCCCGAGGGUCUCCCUCUCGCUGUGACUCUCGCGCUCGCCUUCGCCACUACCCGUCUGCUCAAGGAGAACAACCUGGUCAGGGUUCUCCGGGCAUGCGAAACCAUGGGGAAUGCCACAUGCAUCUGCUCGGACAAGACCGGAACCUUGACCACGAACAAAAUGACCGUUGUCGCCGGCUGCUUUGGAGCUUCUAGUUUCACCUCUGAUGUCUCUUCAUGGGGGUCGAACUUAUCCCAGGACAUGAAACAGCUCCUCAUCCACUCCGUCGCUAUCAACUCCACCGCAUUCGAAGGAGAGCAGGACGGCACCCUAACAUUUAUAGGUCCUAAGACGGAGACUGCGCUGCUCCAGCUCGCCAAAGACCAUCUCGGCAUGCAAUCCCUGGCGGAAACGCGGGCGAACGAAGACACUGUCCUUAUCGAGCCGUUUGACUCGAUCAAGAAAUACAUGGUCGCCGUUAUCAAAGUCCCGUCGGGCUACAGACUGUUGAUAAAGGGAGCAUCGGAAAUCGUGCUCCGGUUCUGCACGACGCAGAUGAACGUAUCAACUGGUGAUAUCGAACCCGUGGACCGCAAAGCCACGGAAGACGCCAUCACCGCGUUCGCGGGAAAGUCUCUCCGCACGAUUGGCAUCGUGUAUAAAGAUUUCGAAGAGAUUCCUGACCUCGAGAAUUUGAAUGACCUCACACUCCUCGGCGUGGUCGGGAUCCAGGAUCCAGUGCGUCCUGGGGUUCCCGCGGCUGUCCAGAAUGCUCUUCGUGCUGGCGUGAGGACGCGGAUGGUCACUGGGGAUAAUAUAAUAACUGCCCGGGCUAUCGCCACAGAGUGCGGUAUCUUCACCGAUGGAAUUGUAAUGGAGGGGCCCGAGUUCCGAAGAUUAUCUGAAGAAGAGCUGGACAGGACUAUCCCACGCCUACAAGUCCUAGCCCGUUCUUCGCCCGAGGAUAAACGCAUCUUGGUUACACGUCUCAAAGCCGUGGGCGAAACUGUAGCUGUUACAGGUGAUGGUACUAAUGACGCGCCUGCACUGAAAGCUGCAGAUGUUGGUUUCUCCAUGGGCGUCUCUGGUACAGAAGUAGCAAAGGAGGCAUCUGAAAUCAUCCUCAUGGAUGAUAACUUCACCUCAAUCGUCACAGCGCUGAAAUGGGGACGUGCUGUCAACGACGCCGUGCAGAAGUUCCUCCAGUUCCAAAUCACCGUCAACAUCACUGCCGUCUUGCUCGCGUUCAUUACAUCCAUGUACAAUGAAGACAUGGAGCCUGUGCUCAAGGCUGUGCAACUUCUCUGGAUCAACCUCAUCAUGGACACCAUGGCCGCCCUAGCCCUAGCCACAGACCCUCCCACAGACGCCAUCCUGGACAGACCACCCCAGCCAAAGUCCGCACCGCUGAUUACCAUGAACAUGUGGAAAAUGAUAAUCGGCCAAUCCAUCUUCCAGCUCGUGGUAAUCCUCGUGCUGUACUUCGCCGGCGGAGCCAUCCUACACUACGACGUCGGCAUCGCGAGCGAAAAACUCCAACUCGACACGAUAAUAUUCAACAUCUUCGUCUGGAUGCAGAUCUUCAACGAACUGAACUGCCGCCGCCUCGACAACAAACUAAACGUCUUUGUCGGGGUGCACAGGAACUGGUUCUUCAUCGCUAUCAACCUCAUCAUGAUCGGGCUGCAGAUUGCCAUCGUCUUCGUCGGCGAUACGGUCUUUGAUAUUGACCCCGACGGCCUAGAUGGACCGCAGUGGGCUAUUUCAAUCCUGGUAGCGGCGUUUAGUCUGCCUUGGGGUGUUGUUGUGCGGUUCUUCCCCGAUGAGUGGUUUGCCUGGUGUGUUCAUCUUGUUGCGCCGCCGUUUGUCGUUUGCUAUCGGUAUAUGUCGAAGGGGUUUCGGUGGCUUGGAAGGCUUUUUAAGAAGUCUGAUAAAAAGGUUAUAGAGGCAGGGCAUUCAGGUCAAGACACGCCAAAGCAUCAGAAGAUGUCUGCACCGCCGCCGAUUUUUGUUGAUGUUCAAAUGGAAAAGGUGUGAUGCAGGGGCAAUGGUUCACUCUUACUGCCAGCGCUCCGCUCGCAGCCAUUUGUAGACAAUACGAGGAGUAAUCAAAAUACCACCUCAGUUGAAAAGGUUUAACAAU